AACGGAGUACAGGGGAAAGACUCCGAAUCAGUGCUCCAAGCCGACAACGAUGCUUACCGUUUGCUCUCGGCGACUAUUUUUACUCCCGACAAUUUAAAGAUUGGCACACACCAAUGGUUUUACAUCACGUAGAAUGGGAUUAACUUUGACGGGCAGAUAUAUCUUCUUGUUUCUUGCUGUCCACAUAGCAUAUCUGCUACAGGCAGUGAGUGCAACAGGGAAAUGUGAGACGGUGUUCAAAGGCUUCUCCGACUGCCUUCUCGAGCUGGGGGAGAACAUGGCCAACUAUCCGCAGGAGCUGGACGAACAAGAGAACAUCCAGACCAUCUGCGGAUACUGGGACGGCUUCCAUUCAUGUGCUACUACGGCGCUCGCAGACUGCCAGGAGGGCGCCACGGAUCUGUGGGAGAAGCUCAAGAAGGAGUCGAGGAAUCUGGAGUUCCGCGGGAGCCUCUUUGAACUCUGUGGCGGCGGGAAUGGCGCGCCCACAUCAUCACCGUCUCCGCGCGGCUUUACCGUGCUCCUAACAGCCUUUUCUACCCUCUUCACAUGGCUUGCGUUUUAA
Molecule: messenger RNA, 565 nt
Organism: Engraulis encrasicolus (European anchovy)
Lineage: Eukaryota; Metazoa; Chordata; Actinopteri; Clupeiformes; Engraulidae
Gene: nrn1a
Product: neuritin 1a
Exons: 3
Coding region: 134-565 (143 amino acids)
Biological process (GO): nervous system development; neuron projection extension
Cellular component (GO): plasma membrane
Source: RefSeq, a predicted model, not a curated record